AUGCCUGGCGAUUCUUCUUUACGUCCAUAUUAUGAUCAUGAUACCUUCAACGCUGGGUAUCUGGUCAUUUAUAAACCAGGCAUUGGCGUUGUGGACACCGCGACUGAUAAACCUAUCAUCGCAUCAUUAGGUCAAUCUCUAGGGAACUCGCUUGCCGGAAAGGGUGUUGGUAUCAAUGGUAUCAAGAAUGCCGGUAACAGAACCUCUUUUAGCUCGGUUGGACCUGGUGGAGACAAAAACUAUGUAUAUGACUUGGAAUUCCUGGAAUAUUUUGACUUCAGCAAUCUCCUGGAACUUCUCAAAAACUUGUUUUGGAAUUUUUUUAAAAACUACUGCAAGGUCGUGGUAUCUCAGCCUUUAGAAAUUGUCAGAUUGGUUUUGCAAGUUGGCUACUUUGACUUUUCAACCUCGAAACCCCGGCAAACGUCAAAGAACCAUCGCAGACUUGCUGCAAGCAUAAAUAGUUCGACGGGUUCCAUGGUUUCCGAAGGCGAUUUGCUUUCGAGCUCAGAGGGCGAAGAAGAGAUUGAUUUUUUCCAACUGACUCACGGCGAACCCCCAAUGCAGAAAUCCGUGGUGUCGAAGAAACAGAAACCUGUAUCAAAGACCUCAAAGAUUCAACCUGUUUCCGCACAUACGGUCGAUAUAUUGACCGCAAUUGCUUCAAAAGAUGGACCAUUUGCUUUAUUUCGUGGAGUGAACGCGUCAUUCAUCCAUCAUACCUUGUUACACACAAUAGAAGCCUGGAUCACUGGCUUCCUCUCUCCAUUCUUGGGGAUCCCCGAUCCCUUCUUCCUUGAUCUCACGCACCUGACUGAGCCUGCCAAAUCACUAUGGCUAUCUGUGCUGGCUUGUGUAUUGGCAGGUGUUGUAUUGAUGCCGUUGGACCUAAUCAAGGUAAAACUCAUGCUAACCCAAUUCAACAAGGCCAUACCUUCAGAUUCAAAUGAACAAAGCCCCUCAGCAACCUCAGGCUCCGAUGAAGAAGAACAACUGGCAGAAAAGGUGAAAACCCGUUCAGUGAGAGAAUCCAUAAAGUAUUAUCCUAUCCGAUACGUCUUGCAUCCCCCAUUCACAAUAACUUUGUUGACGGUUUUGCAUCAGUUCUCAACGACCGUAUUCCGCAAAGCUUCGCCGUAUAUUUUGUUUAUCCGCUACAAUGUGGAUGCAUAUUCGGCUCCUAAUUGGUACACGAUGGCCAAUUUGUUUCUACUGAUUGCUGAAUUAUUCAUCAAGCUACCUAUGGAAAAUUUGUUACGAAAAGAACAGGUGAGAUUCCUACUUACACCGAAGAGCAGUGAAAGUGACCCACACAGAGUUGUCACAAUCGACAACCCUGAUGAAGAUCUUAUAGUGACUUUCAAUAAUUGGGAUGCUGCACAUGCUCACAGGACGAAUGGUGAACUUUCUCUUUGGCAAAGGAUCAGAUUACUUGGACUUUUCAAUGGCUGGAGAGUAGGCGUCCUCAAUGUAAUUGGGUUUUGGGGUUACAACAUAUUUCGGUCUAGCGAAGUGCUCACCGAGGAAAAGCUUUAG
Candidozyma auris is the source of this 1536-nucleotide messenger RNA. RefSeq lists its product as uncharacterized. The record is from RefSeq and is a predicted model, not a curated record. NCBI's taxonomy places the organism in Eukaryota, Fungi, Ascomycota, Pichiomycetes, Serinales, Metschnikowiaceae. The coding region runs from base 1 to 1536 and encodes 511 amino acids. The transcript has a single exon.